This is a messenger RNA of Fulmarus glacialis (Northern fulmar), 3216 nucleotides long. RefSeq names its product von Willebrand factor A domain containing 3B (gene VWA3B). The record is from RefSeq and is a predicted model, not a curated record. NCBI's taxonomy places the organism in Eukaryota, Metazoa, Chordata, Aves, Procellariiformes, Procellariidae. The transcript is spliced from 22 exons. The annotation marks the transcript as partial.
AUGAAACUGGACCUUCAUGUCCAUGAUUUCCUGUGCGUGCACACGAUCCAUCACAGCCUGGAGCAGAUACUGCCAGAACCAUCAUUUACACUUGAGAUAAACGAACUGAGGAGAGGGGGUUUCACCAGCCUUGCAAUAAAGUCAGGAUCUGCUGUUGGUACUGCUAUUGCUUAUGCAGAUGCCUUUGAUUCAAAGCACAGACAAGAUCCCAAAGAUUCCCACGAGGCCCACAAGAAGAAGUCAAAAGAGAAGGAAAGGAGACUGGCAGUCAGUCAGUGGGACAUGGAUGUACAACCCCUCAUUUCAUCUUCUAAAUGGCUUCAACUUCAUGGGCUCAAAAGAAACAAAUUGUCCCUAUCCCAGAUUUUGUCACAGAUUGGAUUCCAGCACAGGAAAGAUUAUGUGACCACCUUGAGGAAACCUGUGGCUUCUCGGUAUGCAGAUGGUCUGUUUCUUCAAUACAAGAGAGCACAAGAUGGCAGCGUGUAUAAUCUGACAGCUAAAAAAGAACUGAUUCUUCAUUUUGUGGAUUGUCUAAUGGGAGCUAUUGAGCUAUAUAAGCAGCGAAUGGAAUGGUUAACCAGUGAGAGCCGGCAGAUAUUUGGAGUGAUUCAAGAACGGUGCAUUGUCAUUGUUUUGGAUUUUGGCACUGCGGCUCCAACUGAAUUUGAUCUAUGUCGGGAUGCACUUUCUAUGGUACUUGUGGAACAGGUGACCCAAAUUGCCAAAUUCAACCUCAUUCGGGCUGCUCAGGAUCUUAUGAAGUGGCAACAGAAAUCUACUCCUGUGUCUGAGCAUACUGUAAAGUCUGCUGUUACGUGGCUCUGGAAGCUGGACCAUAUGACAGCUGCCAGCCAUACCAGCUCUGCUGAAGCCCUGCUGGAAGCCAUGAGUGAUGAGGCGGUUGAAGCUGUUUAUUACUUUGCUGUGGGUGAUGUUCCAGUGGACACAAAGCAGCUACUCCUUGAGAAGGUUUCUGAUGGGCCCUGUCCAGUCAACACUGUAUCUUUCAAUGCUAGGGAAGAUGAAACUAUUAUUUUUCUGAAAGAGUUGAGCUGCUUGGCUUCUGGCAGAUUCCAUGCUUUUGCUGAGAAGAAUGACUACAGAGAUGCUACUGGACCUGCACUAAAAUGUGAAGAGGAUGGAAAAGGUCUAAUUGCCCUGAAUUCCAGAAAAGUGAAAGGGCGAAUGCCACUAGUAGCUGGUGUCCGUGAAGAUGUCUUUUUGAUCUGGAAGGAGUUGGAGGAAGCCAGGAAUACAGUGAGACAAGUUCAGAAAAUUUUAUCAGAAUCUGACCAGCCUGCUUCUCAAGAUGCAACAAAAGCUGAUCAUCCAUUACAAAAGCAUACAUCUGACAAAUAUUUGUCUUCUGAGAAGUGGUUGCAGAAGUAUGGCUUGAAAGCUCAGAAGCUCACACUGUACGAUGCACUUGCUGAUUGUACUUUUCGCCAUGCAGAUGGGAUUGUUGACAUAAAAACUAAACCAGAGGAUGAAUCUUCACAAACUGAUGCUGAGACAAAGAGGAAGGUAAUUCAUGCAAAAUAUUGUGAGAAGUUUGUACAUACCUUCUGGAAAGAUGGAUCUGUAGUUCAUGUAUAUGUUAGUACAGAAAAGUAUAAGCAGUAUGAAGAGAAAAUGAGGACGGCUCUUAGACAAGUGGAAGGAAGGAUUAAGUGGCUUCAACAAGGAAGCAGAGGGCUCUUUGGGAAUGUGUUUGAAGAUUGUGUCUAUAUUCUUAUUGACACAUCCCAGUCUAUGAAGGACAAGCUGCCACUGGUGAAGGAGAAAAUAUUUCAGCUCAUACAGGAACAAUUGAGACACAAAAAGAGAUUUAACUUUGUGAAAUUCAGUGCCCAAGCAGUGGCAUGGCAAGACAAACUUGCUGAAGUUAAUGAGGAAAAUUUGCAAGAUGCUUGGCUUUGGAUAAAAGGGCUUGAGGUUGGAAGUUCCACAAAUACACUCAAAGCUCUCCAGAUUGCUCUUGCCGAUACUGACACUCAGGCUAUUUACCUCUUGACUGACGGGAGACCUGACCAGCCCCCCCAAAUAAUUUUGGCUCAAGUCCAGCUUUAUCGUAAAAUACCCAUCCAUACUGUAUCCUUCAACUGUGAUGAUACAGAAGCUAAUAAAUUUUUGUAUGAACUAUCUACUGAAACAGAGGGACGGUUUCAUUAUUACAACAUUUAUUUGACUGAUCCUGAUGCUGCAGAGUUUAUUGUUAGUGAAGACAUACAUCUUUUGAAAAGAGAGAUUGAACAAGGAGAAAGAGACCUAGAGAAAGUGAAGACCUUUCACGCCGAAUGUCUGAUGAUGAAUUGUUGUAACAGAGAAAAUGAUCCAGAGAAUAACAGCAGGCCGUGCUGUGCUUCAGAGGAGCCAGCACCAACACCACAUCAGCAAACCUGGCAAACCCCUGCUGACAGUCCAGCCCGAAGGAAGAAAGCAUUAUAUGCAGAGCAAACAAAGACGAGUCUGCUGCGAAUCCUGAGCCGUAGUGUGAAAUCUAGGGAAGAAAGCCCAGAGGAAGGAGUAUCUCCCGAAAAAAAGAGUUUUUCUGUCAAAAAGAGCAUGAAAUGUACAACCAUUUUCAAAGGCAAGUUGACAGAAUAGGAGCUCUGGGUGGGCUUAGAUCUGAAAAUGCAGAAAGCUCUGAAAAGGACAUCUAAAAGUUCUCUAGAUAUCUCUUCAGCUCUUUGGUUAAAGACUCAUGGCUUGGUUGCUAGGCGACUCACCAUCAUGGAUGCCUUAGCUCCUACAGCUGUCCCUCAUGGUACCAAAUACAUCCCAGUUCUGGACAAGCAUGUAGUUUCUAAAGUAUUUGAUGAGAUGCUACCGUUGGCCCAUGUUAGCAAUGACAAGAAGCGGAUCACACUAAUUAAUCCUCAGGCAGUGAAUCUUGAUGCCUAUAAAGAGAAGCUGGAACAAGCAAUUAAAUCCUAUGAAAGGCGCCUAAACGUAGUUAUUUGGAGAGCACUAUCUCAGGAGGAAAGAGACAAAUUUAAAGAGGAUGGCCCAGUUCAAUAUAUGCAUCAUAAAGAAGCUUUGCUGCAGGCGUUAGAGAAUUUGGGAUGGCCAAUUUCCUAUGAAGAUGUAAUAUUGUUAGAAGAUGAGAUACUGGCAGCAUUAACAUAUAUACAACAAGCCUCUGAUCUUCAGGAAGCUGUCAAAAAGGAAACUGAGAAAAGCUCAGAAUCACACAUAAGCAACAAUAAAAAG